Molecule: messenger RNA, 327 nt
Organism: Coprinopsis cinerea okayama7#130
Lineage: Eukaryota; Fungi; Basidiomycota; Agaricomycetes; Agaricales; Psathyrellaceae
Exons: 1
Coding region: 1-327 (108 amino acids)
Source: RefSeq, a predicted model, not a curated record
AUGUCGAGCACAUCUAUCCCUCGCGAGAACAUCUCAGAGGGGUCAAUAAGUGUCUAUAUCAAACUCCUCGAGGCUGACGAGCCAUGGCGAACGCUCUUCCACGACCAUGAAUUCUGUGCAAUCGAAUCCGAACCUCUCGUGCAACAAACUGUCGGAUACCAUGAUCUCGCCGUCCUUACCCAGGUAACCGACUCGCAGUCCAGCUGUCGCCCACUGUCAUCACCACGCGUCACUCGUCACCGUGCCGCUCAUCCAACGACGAGGACGAAAGUCUUCAAACAAGACUGCGAACAAGCUCGUUGUGUUGAUCAAGCCACCGACGUUUAG